This is a messenger RNA of Mizuhopecten yessoensis (Yesso scallop), 3580 nucleotides long. RefSeq names its product putative methyltransferase NSUN6. Bases 77 to 1438 code for a protein of 453 amino acids. Gene Ontology annotation, biological process: RNA methylation. Lineage: Eukaryota; Metazoa; Mollusca; Bivalvia; Pectinida; Pectinidae. Gene Ontology annotation, molecular function: RNA binding; methyltransferase activity. The record is from RefSeq and is a predicted model, not a curated record. The transcript is spliced from 11 exons.
UGUAAAACCGCAUGUGGUUUGUUUACAAUAUUUAGGUGAGACGUUCCAUGAGACAGAUACUGAUAUAGGUGUCUGCAUGUCUAGUCUACCACCGCUUGUUCUGACACCUGAAGUUAACAACCAUCUGAAGUGUUCACUGCUGCAGUCGUGGCAAUUGUCCAGCCCUCAGGAAGAUGGAUCAGCCAAGUAUGAUAAACUUGUUAGAAAGCUUGGGACACCUCCUCUAUUCACCACCCUGAGGACAAACCCAAUGGCGGGAAGGACACACAAAGACUUGCUAGAUGUAGUGAAGGCAGAAAUAGCUAAAAAUUACAAUGAAAAGGGAUGGCAGGAGCCCUGUAUCUACUAUCACUCUGUAGUGAAGAAUCUUAUUGUGGUGGAUGGAAGGGGACCAGACCUGGAUCUUCAGAAGCAUGACAAGCAGGUUGUGGUGGACUUGGCAUGUGGGAUGGCAGUGUUACGCGGGGCUGAUGUAUUUGCACAGGGAAUUAUGGGAUGUCCAUUGGGAAUGAGUGAGGAAGAUGCUGUGUCUGUGUAUUGUGAUGUCAACCACACCUGUCUAAAGGGAGCUACGAAAUUUCAGGAAGGAUCCAUGGUGUUUGUGGGAAAUGGCACUGCUCGUGUCAGCAGGGAGAAACUGUUCUGUUCCAAAGAAAGUGUCAGUGGUGUUGGAAUCAGUAUGACACAGCCUUUAUUUGAAGCCCCAUGUCUGACAGAUCUGUGCUCUGAUCUUAUCUUUCCACAAAAUCUUCCCUCUGUUGUGGUCGGUCAGACUCUUGAUCCCAAACAAGGGGAGACCAUCCUGGAUAUGUGCGCUUCGCCAGGUGGAAAGACCGUGCAUAUUGCUUCACUUAUGGCAGAAAAGGGUCGACUGGUUGCUUUGGAUAAAUCACAAGCUAAAAUUGAUAAAAUCAAGAAAAAUGCUGAAAACUGGAAUUUAAAUUUUAUUGAAACCUAUCCAUUUGAUGCAAGACGUUCAUGCACAGAUUCUGCUGAUCUGUGUGGGGGGCCUCCCUAUCCACCAGGUAUGUUUGACCGUAUCCUACUAGAUGGCCCAUGUAGUGCUCUAGGCCAGAGGCCCUCCAGCAACAACCAGAUGUCCCUCAAGUCCUUAAAAUCCUAUCCUUGCUUGCAGAGACAACUAUUCCAACAGGCAGUGAAGCUACUUAGACCAGGAGGAACUCUAGUGUACAGUACUUGUACUAUCACAAUGGAGGAGAAUGAAGAACUUGUGUUGUGGGCACUUCAAACAUUUUCCUGCUUGUCCUUAGCUACAAUGGAGCCUCAUCUAGGAAACAAGGGAAGAGCCUGUGCCGGGCUGAGUGGAGAAGACAGAGAUAAGCUACAGCUGUUUCUACCUGGAUGUGAUGACCAGAUAUCACCAGGCACGGACACUAUUGGAUUCUUUAUAGCCAAGUUCCUAAAGUCAUCAAGUUAGCAGGGGCAUUUGUCUCUAGUGUUUCUCAAUGUAAAGGGAUUUUAUUUGCAACAAGAGUUCCACAAAGCGUUACAUGAUACGCCCGUCAGAUGUCUAAUGGGCAGUGUGCCACAAAGGGUCAUAAGUGCAUAAAGUUAUUGCGCAGAAAUCAUGUUCCGACAAUUCUACAAAAGGCCGUAAGUUCGUAAAUUAUGGCUGAAGUUUGAAAUGAAUCCUUUCAAAAUUUCUCAAAUUAUGAGCGGAAACUGUUACCUCAAUUCUAUAAAGGGCCAAAACUCCCUUAAUAACAGGCGGAUAAUGGUUAUCAAACUUGUCCAAGCUUUCAUAGAUAUGAACCUUCCUAUGGAGUUUGAAAUGAAUCCAUUCAAAAUGACUGAAGUUAUUUAGCGGAAACUGUUUCAGCAAUUCUACAAAGGGCCAUAAAUCCGUAAAUAACCAGCAAAUAAUUUUUGGUUAUUGGACUUGUCCGAGCUUUCAUAGCAAUGAAACUUCCUACCAAGUUUGAAAUUAAUCCAUUCAAAAUUACUGAAGCUAUUGAGCGGAAACUGUUUCGGCAAUUCUACAAAGGGCAAUAAAUCCGUAAAUAACUGGCAAAUAAUUUUGAUUAUCAAAUUUGUCCGAGCUUUCAUGGCAAUGAAACUUCCUACCAAGGUUGAAAUUAAUCCAUUCAAAAUUACUCAAGUUAUUGAGCGGAAACUAAUGAGUGCCCGCCCGCCCGAACCCCCUCCCGCGUGAAAACAUAAUACGUUUCGUCAUUCGACGGGCGUAUAAAAAUGGAGAAUCCUUUUAAGUGUUUCUGCAUUGAUGUUCAAUCAAAAGCCAUGAUAGAAAUAUGUAGCAAUGCAGUUCAAACAACACCAUUUAAGAUAUAUACACGAUACUAAAUGACAUUUUCUAUUCAAAUAAGAACUAGAAUCUGAGACACAGUCUGAAGUGUACAAUGUUGGAAAGUUUCUAAAGCUGAGCGAGUUGAUAGAUAGCGUUUGAUUACAAGUAUCACUAUUAUAAUAUUUAUUGGUGUUGGACCUCUCCUUAAGGUUUUGAAAUCAUGUGUUAUUAAAGAAAGUCAGUAAUGUCAGUGUCCAAGUCGUAGAGGUUUGUUAUGUUAUAAAUGUAUACUACACACUGUUAUGUUAUAAAUGUAUACUACACACUGCUAUGUUAUAAAUGUAUACUACACACUGCUAUGUUAUAAAUGUAUACUACACACUGCUAUAUUAUACCUAAGUUAAUAUACGUUAUGGUUUUGGAAACUUAUGAUAUUUUUGCAUCUAUUGCUCCUAAUAAUUAGUCAUAAAUCCUAUCUUAAGGAAAUUUAAUGGCACAGAGUAUGUAGAUGUGUAAUAAAGAUUUUGAAACCCUUGAAUCUUGACGAUGGGUAUGUCUGACUAGGGAUCGUGUUUCAAGAAGCAGCCAACUUUUAAAUCAGAAGUGAUCUCCAAAUAUAUAAGCAUAGAAGUAGAUUUAUAUGUAGAUAAUCAUAGGAAUCAGAAAGUUUUUUAUCCUACAAAUUAUUUUCAACCUGUUGUCUGUCGCUAACAUUGGCAGUUUGUAUACUUGUUUCUGUAUCUUUGCCAUCCACAAGAUCCACAGGGUCUUUACGGGAUUGAAUCUGGAAAAUAUAGGGUCAAAUGAUUAAUGUCAAUUUCGUUAUGAACACAAACAGUAAUUGUAAAUUUCUUUUUGCAAACUUUCAAAAACGUCUGUUUCCUUGGUGAAAUGUGCAGAUGACUAGUGUCUUGACUCUAAACCGAUGAAAACAACUCAGUAAGCCACAAUGUGACGAGUCAUUGAAGUUAGCUUUCAGAAAUCAUUGAGAUAUUUUGCCAAAUAGCACUUCUGAAUGAUAAGGUCAAACAUGUACCAGUAGGGAAACACGUACCGGUAUAUCGGAAAUAAAAGGGCCCAAAAGUAAUGCAGUUGAUGCAGCCAAUUAAUUUCGAUACAAUGUACCUUAAAUGUCAGCGGAUAUUCCACCAAUUAUGUAGGGGAGCCAUAUUACUCAUAUAUGAUGCUUGAACUAAAAUGGGUUGCAGACGUCGGAAGCUGAUGGAACUAUUUACAUUCUUACAUCUGUUAAAUACAGUUUUCUUAGCCGAUACAACAACCUAUUCAUGAAAAUGCAAUAAAAAGUAUAAAUCA